Molecule: messenger RNA, 2810 nt
Organism: Gallus gallus (chicken)
Lineage: Eukaryota; Metazoa; Chordata; Aves; Galliformes; Phasianidae
Exons: 1
Coding region: 935-1843 (302 amino acids)
Source: RefSeq, a predicted model, not a curated record
GGCCACCUGCUGAACAUGAACUUGGGGUGGGGGGGAUGCUUCCACUCCUCCCUGCAUCGCCCCUGCCCUUCGGAUCCCUUCAUCUCCAUCACAUCCAUCUCCACCCCAUCCCCUCCCAGUGGUCCUCACAACCCGUUCUGCUGGCACAUAACCACCCCUUGGUCUGGGUGUCCUUCUGUCCCCACCACAGUGCCUACAGAUGUGCUUCGCUGAGGGGUUUGGUGUCUGCUGGGACAUCGCUCCUGGACAGGCACCAGCCUCCCCACAAGUGACUGCAUGGCACAACCAGAGCCCACGGUGUGGUUUGCAGUAUUUUGGGUCAGGACAUGAAGCAGAGAUGCUCCAGGCUUGGCCAGGAGCUGCUGGAUUGGGACACUGAGCUGCCUGCCUUCCCUUCUCAUCAACCAGGGGGAUAAGGCUCUCCAGGUCCUGACGUCCCCCAGCACAGCCCCAAAGCUCCAUCCCUCUUCUCCAUCUUUUCACGCUAUUUCUCCCCUCCCCUUCUGCCUUUCCUCUGUUUCUUUGCUCCUUCUCUCCAUCCCUUUUCUCUCUUCUUUCUCCCCACCCCAGCCUCCUCCGUCCAUGUGGAAGUUCAUGUUCACUCUGUGCCAACACGGUUUUCUCUGCCUGUGCUUGUGUCCCCCUCCUUGCCCAGAGUUGCUGAAAGGUGACAAAUGUAUUGACAACAAGGGCAGGGGACCUGCAGCUACGGCAGGCUCCUCUCCGUCAGCGCAGAGGGAUACAAAUGGGGGUAAAAAAGCCAAGAGGAGCCUUCUUGUUCAGCUCCGUGGCAAUACAUUUGUGGACAAGCUGAAAGCAACUCUGCCCCUGCCUGUCACUUUAGGCAGAUUUGUUGGCAGGGGCUGGAGAAGGGGAAUGGGGGGGGAGGGAGGGGUAGGGGGAGUAAGAACAGCCUGGCCCCACUGGGUGGGGAAUGCCCUUCCUUCCCCAUCCCCUCUGGGAAAGCUUCCCACGCCACUGCCUCGCCUCCCAGCUGCCCUGUUCCUGGUGGUUUCUGCUUGGGAGAAACACAGCGAGGCUCUUGCAGAGGAACAGGCACCCGCCACGGCUGCCCCGUGCCCCUCCAGCAGCACCUGGCAUCCCUCAGGUGCCCCUUUUGGUGCCAAAGCCAUCCCCGAGUGCAUCCCCCUCCGUCGUGCUGAGGGAUGGAGAGCUUUGCAGCCCAAGCAGCCGCGGAGAUGCUCUGGCAGAGAAGGAUGAGGUCUCCAUCCUUUGGUCCUUGCGUUUGCCCGGCGGCUGCUCUGCUUGCGAACCCUUUGUAGGCAUUGCCUCUGGGGCUGAUGGGAAGAGCGGGGAAGGGGCUGCCUGGGCUGCAGUGCCGCAGGAUGGCAGUAGGGAUGGGAGCACAGCUGGAGGCAUGCAGGGAAGGCAGGGGCUCUGCCUUGAGGGUUUGGAGAACGCAACGUGCUCCCUGCAGCCGGGGUGCCACGGGGCAGGGGGUCACGGAAUGAACUGGGAUGACCCACGCUGGUCCUUUACCAGCGGCCAUCAGUGUUGGGCAGUUUUGGUUUUGUUUGCUGGGAGGGGGGCGGCUGCUUCCUCACUGAGCCCCAGCUGCACUCAGCCUGCGCUCACCAGCUGGCUUUGCACCAGAGGUAAUCUGAAGCACGACUUCACGUUCACAGCGGUGGUGCUGGGCCGGUUUGGGUGCACCGGUGCCAGAGCUUUGGCAGAGUUGAAGGCUGUAAGGCUUUUAGCAGUGAACCAGGGCAGUGUUUCCCUCCCGACUCUGGCAGGCUCAGAUGUGAGCGCAUCCACAGGACAGACACGAGCAACAGGGAUUUUUCCCUUGGAGUACCUUGAAAGCUUUCUAUCACCUUGACCGGAGAGGGUUUAGAGACUGGUUUAGCUGUGAUUAGAUCCGUGGGCCGUUUUUUGCUCUCUCUGUAAUGAAUGAAGGUGCAGGACGUGGCUUAUCGAUGUGGAAAUGCUUGUCCACCCCUAGCACUGCUGUGAAAUCUUUCCAGGUUUCAAUCUGGUGGGAAAAUGCUUCGGGAAGAGUCAAAAUGCCACGUUCUGGGGGCUUAGGAUGCAGGGUUUGAGCCAAACCCACAGACCUGUGUCCCCAGGAGGGUUCCCUGGGGCAGAGCAUCCUCAGGCUGCAGCCGCAGCCUCUGCUGGGAUGAGGCACAGCAGGGAUGGGUGCGUGGCUGUGUCCCCACACCCAGCUCCUGGCAUUGCCCCCUGGGAGCCUUUCCAGGGUGCCCUGCAUUUAUACAGAGGCAGCAGGGUGACUUAUGCAAUAUGGAGCCCUUAAUGCGAUUGCUGCGUGCCUGUGUGUGUGGUCGUCUUUAAUUACCCGGUCCCUCCAGGAUCUGAGCUCCAGCUCUCUGUGUAAAGCCAUUGGGAAUCGCAGCCAUCACCUCCCAUACAUCAGCACUCAGUGGGGACGUUGUUGCUCCCUCUGACAAAGCCUCGGUGCUCUCCCUUAGCCUGGGGGUGCCCCCACGCAGCCCCUGGGGCUCAGAGCUGCCCUGGGCGUGGGGCUGAACCUCACCGUGAUGUGCUUUGUGGGUGCACCCCUUCCAGCAGCACCAUGUUGCCCAUUGUGGUGUAGGUGGUGCUGAGCACAUCCCAAUCUCUGCCCAUCCACGGGCAGAGGUGCUCCAUCGUCCUCAGCACGAAGCCCCGGGGUCACCAUCUGUGACGCCCCCAGUGCCCAUCAGCAGUGCCUCCUUCUCCCAUACCAUCCCUAUAGGGGAGCAGCCCCAGCACCAGUCCCCUGUGCUCCUGCGUGCCGUGAUGCCGUGCCUCUCACACUCACCGUGUGCCUUCUGGUCUCUCCCUGC